AUCAUGGCUCCGUCCACUGCCCCGCCCGCGCUCGCCGCGAGCGGUCCAACCCUGUUCGGCCUUUCUAUGAAGCAGGUUUCAUUGAUCACCUUGACAUUCCAAAACUCGGCACUUAUACUGAUAAUGCACUACUCGCGAAUCAUGACACCACCCGGCGACCAUCGAUACUUUGCCUCGACUGCCGUCCUGCUCAACGAAGUUAUUAAGCUCGCGAUCUCUUUAACCUGCUCCAUCUACGAGGUCUCGAAUACCCUAGCCCCGCAAACUCCCUUGACGGUUAUCCUGGAACAAAUCUACAACUCGGUCUUUGCUGGAGAUGGAUGGAAGCUGGCUAUCCCCGCCGUGCUGUACACACUCGAGAACACGUUGCAAUACGUAGCUUUGGGGAAUUUGGAUCCCGUCCACUUCCAGAUUCUCUUUCAACUCAAGAUUAUCACUACCGCUUUCUUCAGCGUCGUCAUGCUCGGCCGCACACUGGGUAUCAAGCGCUGGCUAUCCCUCGUCGUACUCACCUUCGGCGUUUCCAUCGUCUCCCUCCCUUCGUCGAAUGACAACUCUUUGACGAUCCACGACUUUAGCGAUCACUUCUUCCCCCGAUCCGUCCACGAGCUAGGCCAAGCCGCUGGCGCGACCUUUGAUGUGGCGCGCGAAUUGACAAAGAGGGGUAUGGAAGGCUUGGCUACGGAGCUCACCAAGCGCUCGGCAACAUACGAGGGCAUCAAGGAGGAUCAAGACGGCGGCCGCCUGGUGAUGAACUACUCCGCUGGAUUGACAGCCUGCCUGGUUGCUGCUGUUGUAUCAGGCGUGACGGGUGUUUACUUUGAGAAGGUGCUCAAGGAUUCCUCCACCAACGUGUCAGUGUGGACUCGCAACAUCCAACUCUCCUUCUAUUCACUUUUCCCCGCCCUCUUUGUCGGGGUCAUUUACAACGACGGCGAGGAGAUUGCGAAGCACGGGUUUUUCGAUGGGUACAACAGCAUCGUUUGGACUGCCAUUGUCUUUCAGGCAGUGGGAGGGUUGCUAUCCUCCAUCUGCAUCAACUACGCCGACAACAUCGCAAAGAACUUCGCUACCAGCAUCAGCAUUGUUAUUAGCUGCGUGUUCAGCGUCUUCUUCUUUAACUUUGACAUGACCUCUUCGUUCAUCAUUGGCACUGCCCUUGUGAUUGGAUCUACCUAUCUCUACAGCACACCCGACAGGAAGCGGUCGCGACCGCCUCCCAUUAACAUUGUGGACUACGAAAAGAUCUCGAUCGAUCAUACUCCGAGAUUGUUGGACCAGAACCUACUGAAUGUCAACCCAAUGGAUUCCGCCAGGGCAACUUCAAGACCCUCCUCGCCAUCACCAUUAGCCCGCACACCAUCGUCUAGGGGCAAGUUGUUGGACGAGUGA
Molecule: messenger RNA, 1392 nt
Organism: Neurospora tetrasperma FGSC 2508
Lineage: Eukaryota; Fungi; Ascomycota; Sordariomycetes; Sordariales; Sordariaceae
Exons: 5
Coding region: 4-1392 (462 amino acids)
Biological process (GO): pyrimidine nucleotide-sugar transmembrane transport
Cellular component (GO): Golgi membrane
Molecular function (GO): UDP-galactose transmembrane transporter activity
Source: RefSeq, a predicted model, not a curated record